This is a messenger RNA of Misgurnus anguillicaudatus (oriental weatherfish), 4991 nucleotides long. It is a transcript of the gene mntb, whose product is annotated as MAX network transcriptional repressor b. Gene Ontology annotation, molecular function: DNA-binding transcription factor activity, RNA polymerase II-specific; protein dimerization activity; RNA polymerase II cis-regulatory region sequence-specific DNA binding. The record is from RefSeq and is a predicted model, not a curated record. Lineage: Eukaryota; Metazoa; Chordata; Actinopteri; Cypriniformes; Cobitidae. Gene Ontology annotation, biological process: regulation of transcription by RNA polymerase II.
CGGAUGAUUGGCAGGUAGCGAGACAGCGAGGACGCGCUCGACAUGCAAAUGUGCCGCGCUCAGCCUUUAGCGGCUGCCCAUGUGGACGGACACCAUGCCUUGUUGUUCUCCACGCCCAUUGGUUCCCUCGCAUUGACAUGUUUUAAUCAUGCGCUAAUGUACUGCGGGCUAAGGUUGGCGCGAAAACGCGGAACGUGGAUUCUGAGUCGUUUCGCUUCAUUUCCUGUCCAUUACGCUUUAGCACGUAAACGGAAACACACGUAAACGACGUUUACUUCGUCGGAUAACUUCAUUUUUAAAACUCCAUAACUUAAAUAACAAUUUUGAUCCCGUUUCUCUCAACGUUGACUCCCGAUCCCCUCGCCCUGUGCUCCAGCGUGCUCUGCCCUACUUUUUAAUCACUGAUAGUAUUAGGGAGGAGUAGCGCUGACGAGGGCGGACCUUGAAUGGUAUGCCUGUAGACUUGUUGUGUUUUCUGUUACUCCAAUCGCCAUCUUGUUGCCAGUGAAGUAAUGUGUUUCUGAUGUAUUUCGGGAGCGCUCUGGAUGUCUUAUGACUGCCUUUGGAAGCAAGUGGAUUAUACUGUGAAUAGUCAACCACGCGUAUCCGCACCGGGCUUUGCAUACAACGUUAUAUUCUGAAUAGGAGCGCACUGUGUCGGUGUUUAAAAUGAGUAUCGAUACUCUAUUGGAAGCGGCCAGGUAUUUGGAGUGGCAAGCCCAGCAACAACAGAUUACACGUGAGGAGGAGGAACGUCGAGAGAAGACCAAGCUGUCCCGCGAGGCCGAGCAGAAGCUCUUAAACCCCAUUAUCCAACCUGUCCAAAUCAACCAUGUGACCUGGACCGAAGACUUGUGGCCGCAGCACCAUCACCAGCAUCACCCUCCGGUGGUCCCGCCCCCUCCGCUCCCACCACCUGUAUCCAUCGCUGUCAUUCCCAUCCCGGUGGUCGCCGCCAACCCUGCGGCCCCUUCCAUUCAGACAUCUGCACCUCUUCAUGCGGCUUCACCCCUGCCAGUGGUCACGCCCUUGGCCGCAGCCCUGUCUCCACCAGCAGCCCCUCUCCUCAGCCCUAACGGCAAGGACGCCAAUUGCCCCCCACAACAACAGCAGCAGCAACAACAACAACAACAUUGUCACUUAGUUGCACACAUAAAAGCGGAAGCCAACAGUUUGCCUCAGACCAACAACAGUCCAAAACCGCAACAGACACAGGCGUUACUGCAGCCGUAUCCAGCUCCUAUCAUCGCUGCUCAACAUCCGCCCCAGCAACACACCCUACUACCCCAGCCGGCUCUACCCCAGCCCUCGCUGGGCCAGGUGCAGUCAAACCAGCCGCCCAGGACUAACGGAGCGUUUGUGGAUGAUGCACGCAGCCUGGAUGGGAAAAGGAGGCCGGGAGGGGCUGGAACUCGAGAAGUUCAUAACAAGCUGGAAAAGAACAGACGAGCGCAUCUUAAAGAAUGUUUCGAGACUCUCAAGAGGAACGUUCCUAAUGUGGAUGAAAAGAAAACGUCCAAUCUGAGUGUCCUGAGGAGCGCCCUUCGCUACAUCCAGACUUUAAAGCGAAAAGAAAAGGAGUACGAACACGAGAUGGAGCGUUUGGCACGGGAGAAGAUCGCCACUCAGCAGAGACUCGCCGAGCUAAAGAACGAUUUGAGCCAAUGUAUGGACGUCAUUGAGAUUGACAGGAUACUCAGACAGACGGUCCAACCCGAAGAUGACCAGGCAUCUACAUCAACAGCAUCGGAGGGUGAAGACAACUUUGACCAAGACGUAGAUGAAGACAUCCUCUCGUCCCCGCCCUUGUCUUCUGCUCCCAAACCGCCUGCACCGCCCGAGCCCCGUGUUGCCAUGGCUCCGCCCACCCUCCUCUCCACGCACAUCUCCAUCCAACACAGACCGACCCCCCUGCCCGUUGCUCCAUCCAACCAGCCUCAGCCCACCAUGGUCACCCCACAGGCAAUCGCACCCGCGCCCCCUUCUCACAUGGUCACCCCUCCUCAACCAACGGUCAUCACCCAUGCGUCUGUAUCUCACGCCUCUGUCAUCCAAGCCGUCAACCACGUCAUCCCAGCUGGGUCUAAACACUUGGCACACAUUGCGCCCUCUAAUGGCGGCCAGCCUAUCGGACACAUCACCAUGCACCCGGUGGCCCAUCUCCCAGCUGCCCUUUAUCCACAGUCGGUGGCCGUGUCGCAGCCGACAGUGGUUGGGCACAUCACGCACACGCUAGCGCACCACACUCACGCCCAAGUUAACGGCACUGCGACCCUGGCCCAGCAGGGUGCCAUGGUGGGGAAGCCCACGGCGGUGGUCGCCCAUCAUCACGCCGGGCUUAUGGGUCAGACGGUGCUCAAUCCAGUGACUAUGGUAACAGUACCACCCUUUCCAGUCAGCACGCUAAAGCUGGCCUGAAAGUGAAAGACUUCAGCAUCGGUUGAAAGACAACCCACGAAGCGAGCAGCAGAGACUGAAGAUGAAACACACUAGCUAGAUGAUAAAUGAGUGAUUAGAUCCCAUUCAAAGUUUCACUACAUCAGUAAGGCUUCAUUUAGGACCGGAUCGUCCUCUGGCUGUGUGUGCGAAAGGGGCUUGCGUGCCUUUGGCAUGCAGCUUUAGAUAUGAAUACGUGUAAUGCACUUCUUAAACUAAAUUAUGAGAUGGGUGCCAGUUUUUAGUAAUGUGAGUGCUAAAACAAAUCAAAUCUCUUCUUGUUCCUACUCUUCUUCAUGCUAUACUUUAUGUAAUUGCUCUGAUAUACAAGGCAAGCAGUCUAAAAAUGAUCUUAAUCAGUGUUAAUGAGUGCUUAAAAGGUCAAAAAUAUUGGAAGCAUGCAAGGGAAACGUUUACUGUGUUACCAUUUUAACAGGGGCUUUUAAAAACGUCUUUAAAUGGGGCUUUUGAAUAAAAGCAGGCAGGCAGACAUUCAGACUUCAACUAGAUCAGUUUUUUUCAAGUUGUAAUAAGAGAAAAUGUUAAGUGCCUAAAGCCUCGAAAUUAAAGCCAACUGUGACACCUGCUGCCUACACGAUGCAACGAUAUUGCAUUCACGCUGCGCAGAUUCAUCAGUGUAUGACAUCAUAGUACCAUGAGAACACAGUGUCGAAUCGCUCUUGCGGUAUUUUGUAAUCAUACUCGGCGCUGCAUGAACUCCAACACACAAGGCUUGUUCGACUUCAUGUGGCGCCACAAGAACCGACAGCCGGAUGACGUCAAAGUACCGCGAGAGCGAGACGAAACUAGUCUUCGUAUGAUUUCUUUAAUCGUUCUCACGGUACUUUGUCAUUUCUGGCGGCGCCGCAUAAAGUCGAACAAGCCUAUAGUCUUUAAAGAGUCGUUAUAAAGAAACAUAACUAAGUUCAACACAAUUUCAAAUCUGAUAAAGACAAGUAAGCAUCUAAACUCCCAGAAAUCACACAAAAUAUUAUUAUUAUACUUAGUUAUGUGCGAUUGACAGACACUUCAAAGAGUAAAAAUGGUACACUGCAUGCCGAGACGUCGGUCAUAUGCUCUUCAUUUUGAAUGAGUUACAUUAGCAAAAUACAGCACACUCUCGUGCUUACACAAUGAAAAGCAUCAAGUCGUUCAAUCAGCUGUGCACACGCGCUGCAACUCAACACUGUGUUUAUCGCAUUGCCCAGCCACGUUAAUUUGUCGUUUUUGAAAUUAUGAUUGAUUGUGUGAAUUGUUGUGUAGUCGGUGGCUUGUGUAUAAGCAUUUGGCUUUAAGGAGGUUUAAAAACCCUGCUGAAGUAAAUAGCUAAAAAACAGCUUUACCAAACUGGGAGGACAAGCUAAAACCACAUAAGACCAGCAAACCAGCUUAGCAGGGACUCAGAUGUUCCUAUUAAAGCCUCUGUACCAAUAGCGGUUUAAUGCUUUUGUCACAAAUCCUGUUAUUCUCACCGUUGCUUUCUAAAGGCACUCGCUUGGUCAAACCUGCACAAAGUUUGCUGUCUUGCUCCGUUUUCUUGUGCAAGUGUGACGGUUGACUGCUAAUGGAUUGGUAAACCCGACUAAGUAUGUGAAUUGUUGCUUUAUACUGUCACUUUCAAACUGAACACUGUGAUUUCUGCUCCUAUUAUCUUCACCCUGCUGCAAAACCCCAAAGCUGAGGUUUUUCUUAAAGUUUCUGUUUUACGUGUCGACUUUGUCCUCUCCUUUUUGGGGAUGUGAAGAUAAAAUGAUACAAGCUGUGCUUCACAGACUCACCCAACAAACAAAAAUAGUUUUGUUUUUCUUUUUUUUUAAUAUAUGUGUAUGGAUGUAUGUAUAUAUGUGAGGUAUAUGCACGCAUUCACAUAUAGACGGUUUCUCAUGGUGGCCGUGGUUACGCGCUCGGCCUGAACUUAACUUCCGAUCUGUGUAUGUUAAUCGGUCUGGCUAGUGGCUAAACUGACUUAUGUUGAAAAUAAAAAUGUUUUGGUUUCCUAAAGACGAUGGGAGACGAAGAGAGGUUAGGCAGCCAGACAAGAAUUCAAGGAUCUGUAGCUAACAUUGUAUACAUUAAUUUAAAACAAUAAUGUUAGCUCAGUGUGGUAGUGGAUAUGCUUUAGCAGAAGUCUACCCGAGGUUAAGUUUGAGCCACAAAAGCCGUUUGUAUGUUGUUGUAGCUGAAACCGUCUAUACGUGUAUGUGUUUUUAGGAUUAUACUGAUGCCUCGUUUCGCAUGUAGAUUUUGAGUUUUUUGUUGGUUUAAAUGUUAACCCCUCCCUCUUUCAUUUUUGGGACCAUGUAUCAUACUGUAUGAUGUGGGCGGGACCGUUAGACCUCAUUCUACAUUGAUAUUAUAUAUGAAUAUAUGAAAAACGGUGCAUUUUCCCUAUGGAGAAAGUUUAAGUUAUAUAUAUCGCCUGUACAUUUUGGGCUGCAUUAAGAUCGAAUUGUCCAUCAUGUUUAACUGAAAUAAUAGUAAUAUGACUUAUAAAAUAUGCUAGAUUACUACAAAAACAUAAUGACGAUUCAUAAUAAAUCUUAUGACAUUUACAA